AUGUCGGCUCGAUCGCUCGUCUCCAGCUCGCUACUGCGCGCCGUCUCGGCCAGGACCGCCACCUCGAGCGUGCGCGCAUCGGCCGUCCCCAUGGCCCUGCGCGGCUUCGCCUCGUCGGUCGCCCAGUCUUCGGCACGUCCCACGAUCCAGGGCGAUGGCAAGGGUGACCGCGUCAACCCUGCCAGCCCCUUUGCUGAGCCUGCGGGAUCCAACCCCGUCGAGAAGUACAAGGACAUCGCAGGCCCGCUGCACGACUUUGGCUCCUACAUCACUUCUUGCCUGCCCAAGUUCAUCCAGCAGUUCAGUGUGGUCAAGGACGAGCUGACGCUCUACGUUGCGCCAGACGCCGUGGUCCCCACCUUGACGUUCCUGCGCGACCACACGCAGACGCAGUUCCGUGCGUGCAUGGACAUCAGCGGCGCCGACUAUCCCACGCGCUCGCAGCGUUUCGAAGUGGUCUACCACCUGCUUUCUGUGCAGUACAACGCACGCAUUCGCGUCAAGACCUACGCCGACGAGGUGCACCCCGUUCCUUCGGCCACCGCCGUCUUCCGCGCCGCAGACUGGUACGAGCGCGAAAUCUGGGACAUGUUCGGCGUCUUCUUCAUCGGCCACCCAGACCUGCGCCGCAUUCUCACUGACUACGGCUUCGAGGGUCACCCGCUCAGGAAGGACUUCCCGCUCACCGGCUACACCGAGGUCCGAUACGACGAGGAGAAGAAGCGUGUCGUCUCGGAACCGCUCCAGCUCACCCAGGCAUUCAGAAACUUCGAGGCCAACAGCCCUUGGGAGCAGGUGGGCGAGGGUGAGAGCUACAAGCCCAACGAGUUCAAGUUGACCCCGCCCAAGCCAAAGGAGGACGCAAAGGACAAGAAGUAA
Messenger RNA from Moesziomyces antarcticus, 879 nucleotides. Its product is annotated as f420H2 dehydrogenase. The transcript is spliced from 2 exons. The record is from RefSeq and is a predicted model, not a curated record. Gene Ontology annotation, molecular function: NADH dehydrogenase (ubiquinone) activity. Lineage: Eukaryota; Fungi; Basidiomycota; Ustilaginomycetes; Ustilaginales; Ustilaginaceae. Bases 1 to 879 code for a protein of 292 amino acids.